Xiphias gladius (swordfish) is the source of this 2147-nucleotide messenger RNA. RefSeq names its product spinster homolog 2 (Drosophila) (gene spns2). NCBI's taxonomy places the organism in Eukaryota, Metazoa, Chordata, Actinopteri, Istiophoriformes, Xiphiidae. Bases 253 to 1764 code for a protein of 503 amino acids. Gene Ontology annotation, cellular component: membrane. Gene Ontology annotation, biological process: sphingosine-1-phosphate receptor signaling pathway; transmembrane transport; lipid transport. Gene Ontology annotation, molecular function: transmembrane transporter activity; sphingolipid intramembrane carrier activity. The record is from RefSeq and is a predicted model, not a curated record. The transcript is spliced from 13 exons.
CUGUCAGUCACAGCACACUGGCAGAGAAAUGUGUCCCCGAGAAGAGCGGCUCCCGAGCUUCAAGACUUGAGACAACAAUUUCUCCGCGACUAAUUUCAUUUGAAAUCACAGACCAUCGCUCAGCCUGGUCCUUGUUGAACUAUUUUCCUCUCCAUUCCCCCUCUCUCUCUCUCUCUCUCGCUCUCUCUCUCUUUUUCUUUCUUUUUUUUUUUUUCUUUUUUCAUUUUUGCGCUGGAUCUUCCUUGCCAGAAAAUGUGCGUGGAGAGCGAUGGAUGCGAGAUUGAGGGCUGCAGCAGUUCGGAUGAGGUGCGCACGCUGUCGGGCAGCAUGAGCCCCGGACUGAAAUCCAACCCGGACCUUGACCCCUGCAAACCCGGGCAGAAAUUCCGCGCAGCGCUGCUCCGAUGCCGCUCACCGGCUGCUGCCGCCGGGAUCCUCAGUUUUGGGAACGUCCUAAAUUACAUGGAUAGAUACACCGUAGCCGGUGUUCUGCUUGACAUCCAGCGGCAUUACAAUGUAUCAGACAGUGGAAUUGGCUUGUUGCAAACAGUCUUCAUCUGCAGCUUCAUGGUGGCAGCUCCCAUCUUUGGUUACCUGGGCGACCGCUUCAACAGAAAGGUCAUCCUGAGCUGUGGGAUUUUCUUCUGGUCUGUUGUUACUCUGUCGAGCUCCUUCAUCCGUAAAGAGUACUACUGGCUGUUUGUGCUCUCCAGGGGGCUGGUGGGCAUCGGCGAGUCCAGCUACUCCUCCAUCUCUCCCACCAUCAUAGGAGACCUGUUCACUAAUAACAGCCGCACCAUGAUGCUGUCUGUCUUCUACCUGGCCAUCCCCCUGGGAAGUGGGUUGGGCUACAUCCUGGGAUCCAGCGCCAAGGAGGCUGCAGGAGACUGGCACUGGGCACUGAGGGUGUCCCCAGUUUUAGGGAUCACUGCAGGAACUCUGAUCCUGCUCUUCGUCCCUGAACCAAAGAGAGGAAGUGCUGACCAGAUGGGAGGACGCAUCAAGACCCGCACCUCCUGGUUCUGUGAUAUGAAGGCACUCGCCAAGAAUCGGAGCUACGUGUUCUCUUCCCUGGCAUCAGCAGCGGUGUCCUUUGCCACAGGUGCUUUCGGUAUGUGGAUCCCUCUGUACCUGGCUAGAGCCCAGGUGGUGCAAAAGACAGCAGAGCCCUGUACAAAAGAGAUCUGCAGUAGCACAGACAGUAUAAUCUUCGGGGCGAUCACCUGUGUGACAGGGCUGUUAGGUGUGGUAAUCGGCGCAGCUACCACACGCCUGUUUCGCCAGAAGACAGAGCGAGCCGACCCGCUCGUAUGCGCUGUCAGCAUGCUGGGCUCGGCCAUCUUCAUCUGCCUCAUCUUUGUGGUGGCAAAGAAGAGCAUCAUAGGAGCUUAUGUUUGCAUCUUUAUAGGAGAGACGCUGCUUUUCCUGAACUGGGCAAUAACAGCAGACAUUUUAAUGUUCGUCGUUAUUCCCACACGGAGGGCGACAGCAGUCGCCUUUCAGAGCUUCACGUCACAUCUCCUUGGGGAUGCGGGAAGUCCGUACCUGAUUGGCCUGAUCUCCGACGCCCUCCAGGAAAGCUACGCAACAUCAGCGCUGUGGCGGUUCCUCAGUUUGGGCUAUGCCCUCAUGCUUUGUCCCUUUAUCAUCGUCCUGGGGGGCAUGUUUUUCCUGGCCACUGCAUUGUUUUUCCUGGAUGACAGAGAAAAGGCUGAGAAACAGUUGAGCCAGCUUACACGCCCACCCUCCUCAGUCAAGGUAUGACCAGGUGACAACCAAAUGAGGAGCCAUCUGAAGGAGCAACCAAACCCAAUGAGGAUAACAAAAUGGAGAUAAAAAGUGAGGGCAGCUGAUCCACCUCUUUAAAACUACACCCAUGCCAUCUUUCCUAUUAUCACCACAAUCAUCAUCCUCUUCCUCCUGGCUCCUGCUGCUCUUCCUUUUUACACACUCGUGGAGGCUGCUCAGAACUGGAACAAGGGAGCGUCUUGCCCCUUCUAGAACUGCCUCUAAAUCACAGGCUGGUGACAACGCGCAGAGCGCUGUGCUGAAGCCAUCCAAUCGACAGCUGGUGUCCUCCUCACCUCUGUCUGUGAGGAUCCACUGAACCUUCCAGGGAGGAGGUGGGGCAGCAAAAUCCGACUCCU